AUGUCAUCACCAAUCGCCACGCCUCCUCCACCUCCAACCACCGCCUCAUCUCCCCCCUACGACCGCCUCAAAGCCGUCAAAGACUUCGACGAAACCAAAGCCGGAGUAAAAGGCCUCGUCGACUCCGGUAUCAAAACAAUCCCUUCUUUCUUCAUUCACCCGCCCGAAACCCUAUCCGACCUCGCUCCCGGAUCCGGACCCGAACCCGAACCGGAAGUCCCAACCAUCGACCUCUCUGCUAUACACCACUCCCGCUCCUCCGUCAUUGAUCAGAUUCGUUCCGCUGCGAGUACCGUCGGAUUCUUUCAGGUGAUCAACCACGGCGUACCGCCAGAUCUACUGCGAAGUGUUAUCGGUUCUGUAAAGGCGUUUCAUGAACAGCCUGCGGAGGUUAAGGCGCAGGUGUACCGUAGGCAGGUAGGAUCGGGCGUAUCGUAUAUAUCCAACGUCGAUCUCUUCACUUCUAAAGCUGCCAGUUGGCGUGAUACACUUCAGAUUAGGACGGGACCGAUUGCCGCGGAAGAGAAGGAGAUUCCAGAGGUGUGCAGGAAGGAGGUGAUGGAGUGGGAUAGAGAAGUAGUGCGUGUAGGAGAUAUUUUGCUGGGUUUGUUGAGUGAAGGGUUGGGAUUAGGUGAAGGAGGGCUCAAGAAAAUGGGUUUGUCACAAGGGAGGUUGAUGGUUGGCCACUAUUACCCAUUUUGUCCUCAGCCUGAUCUUACUGUUGGACUCAAUUCCCAUGCAGAUCCAGGGGCACUCACGAUAUUGUUGCAGGAUCAUAUCGGUGGCUUACAGGUUAGGACCCAACAGGGUUGGGUUCAUGUCAAGCCUCUUGAUGGAGCCUUGGUUAUCAACAUUGGAGAUUUACUUCAGAUCAUUUCUAAUGAGGAGUACAAGAGUGCUGAUCAUAGGGUAUUAGCAAAUUCUUCUAAUGAGCCGCGAGUCUCAAGUGCUGUUUUCCUAAUGCCGGGUGACAGAGAGAAGCUCUUUGGACCUUUGCCAGAGCUAACAUCAGCAGAAAAACCUGCUCUUUAUAGAGAUUUCACACUCAACGAAUUUUUGACAAGGUUCUUCAAGAAAGAGCUAGAUGGUAAAUCAUUGACAAAUUUCUUCAGACAAUAA
Vicia faba (fava bean) is the source of this 1119-nucleotide messenger RNA. NCBI's taxonomy places the organism in Eukaryota, Viridiplantae, Streptophyta, Magnoliopsida, Fabales, Fabaceae. The record is from the annotation of a GenBank genome assembly.